GCAGGCACCGCCGCGCAAUCUUUGGCGAUGGUUGAGUGCAGCGGCAGUUGUGGCUGUUGGCUCUUUGCACGUCCUGCCGUGGCUGCCCUUUAUCGAGUGGUACAACUUCCUGCCCAUGCAGAGCAGAGAUUGGCUACAGGUGGUGGACUCCGUUGCAUGUUUCGGCAUGGUUCCUUCGGAGUACCAGACCAUACUGCAACACCUGGCAUGGCACCUGGAGGGAACCGUUUUCAAGUGGACCGCCUGGUUGAUGGUGGGUCGGAUUGUUGCGCUGGACAGGCGUUCGUCCCUGGGCAUAGCACAUCCGAAUAGACUGGUAAACAUGGCGACCGUCUGCUUCCACGCGAGAGUCGUCACAGAGACGUUUUUCGAUUCUACGCCGAUGUCCUUCCUGAUGCAGCUGGUUUUUGCUGUGGCCUUUGUGACUAUCUGGAUGGCCAUCAGCUUGCGAACAAUGGCGUGCUUGGGCAAGAGCCUGAGGGUCGUGCAGAAGGAAGCCCGGAAGGUGACCGGUGCGCCGCAGGCCGAAGCCCAAUGGGCUAAGAAGGUCCUGAAGUUCGAGUUGGCCGCAUGCAUGUGCCUUACCUUCACCUGCACGACGCUCUGGUGGAUACCCCAUCAAGUUCUCCUUUGGGGCGCUGGACAACAGACAGCAGACAGCGUACUCCUCGUCCCCAUGAUCGUCGCACACAGACUCAACAUGCUGGUCAAAGCUGCUUCGGCAGCUACUCUCAGCGGAUUGCUUUGGCAUUUUCAGGCUCCACAGACGGCGCCGACGAGCAAUCUGCACAUACAGAUACACGGUCCGCAGCAAGGAGAUGCAGAAAUCUGGUCGCAGAAGGUAGACGAGCUCGCCCACCGUGCCAUCAGCCUGGAAUCUCUGCUUCGCUUCUGGGGAGAGCUUCCAAAG
This is a messenger RNA of Symbiodinium necroappetens, 910 nucleotides long. Lineage: Eukaryota; Dinophyceae; Suessiales; Symbiodiniaceae. The record is from the annotation of a GenBank genome assembly.